GUCCCUCGUGUCCUUGCACCUCUGCUAGAUUCCGGAUUGCUGCAGCCGCCUGUCUACGAGGCUCCCGGCUACGGGCGCAAUGAUGGGCCAUUGCGGCAGAACCUGCUCACUUUUUUUUUCAAGGUGCAGGAGCAUCCUGAGGUGCCAGAGAGCGUUCCGCACCUCUACAUUGCAGUGCGCGGGCCUGCCGGAUUCCUUUUCCAAGAGGACUGUUUCGAAGGUUUACAAGCCCUCAGCCCCAGUCUUGGCUCGCAGUUUCCUUGCAGCACGGCAAAGCUCUCUUCGCAACCUUGGUGUCCCGGAGUGAUUGAACCAUGGCCAGCGAAUCUUGAGCCAGUAGCAUGCUUGGGUAUCCAGAGCAGUGCUCGGAUUUCCGUGCCAAACCCCUUGGUGCUGCAAGCUGCAGCACCAGUUGGGGCGACUGUUCCCGCUUUCGAAGACAACAGCAUGUAUGCUUUCAGCAUUCAGGUACAGAAUCCCGAGUUUCAGAUUGAAGCGGGUAGCCAAUGGGCUUUGGAUUUCGUGUUUGAGGCAGGUGCGCCUUUCGAUUCCUUACCGGUGGCGACGUUUGAUCAUGAAGAAACUGUUCUACGUCUGGCUUCGGCGCUGCAUGUGCAGCCCCUGCUUCAAACCAUUGAGCAGCAGUUCAUGCCUUUCCGCCUGGAUUUCAAGCCCUACACCUUAGUUCCAGCACCCAGGAUGUCCAGGAGCCGACGAUUGCAACCUCUUGGGGGUGGUGUGGCGCCUUUGGAGCCAGAUGCAGAGGAGGGAAGCCUGGUACUCCUAGCUCCGCCUGGCUUCCAAUUUCGAGCUGGUGAUUUCGACUUCUGUGCUGAGAUUUCGGUGGAGCGCAAGGACAGGGUCCUGUGGGACACGGCUGCGAUAUUUGGCUCCAUUGAUGCCGUGUGCUACAUCGUUGGGGAGAGCAUGGACAACAUGACGUAUACGCUGAUCAACACCAAGGCGCUGCAGCCUUUGGUGACUUACUCCUUGAAGUCAGUCGUCAAAAACAUAGAUGUAUCAACGUGGCCAAACUCCAAUGUAUGGAUUCUUGAGUCGUUCAAAAGAUUCAUUGCAACUGGCCAAAGCAUUCGACUGGACAGCUACAACGUUCCAGGAACACCCACCGUGGCUCCUUCUCCGGAGUUUGCCGUCAGGAACACCGCGCAGGAAUUCACGGCAGGAGUGCGGACUCCCCACAUCAACGUCUCUAUGAUGUUUAAUUCCGUUCUUCGGAACGGGGAUGUCAUUCGCAUCACACCACCGCCAGGCUUUGACCUCCGUUCUCCAGAUGGUGACUGCCGUGACUUCCAGUGGAUCGGGACAUUUCGGCCACUUGUUCUAUCGCCCCCUCCAGCAUGUAAUUGUACCACGCCACCCCUGCAGUGUCACCUGGAGAUGAAGGUCAUGGAGAACAGUCAGUUUCGUGGCGUCGCCUUGGGCGAACAGGUGAGAAUGGCUUUCGAGAUGAGCGUAAUUAACCCCAUGAUGAUGCCGGACAGCGUGGAGGAUUACUGGCGCAUGGAGCUUUGGCAAGGCACUGUUCCAGAGUACCCUUUCAGCGGAGGACUUGUUGAGAGCUGGCCAGUGUACGGAACUUUGGACAACUUGACGAUAUCGUUGGUUGGUUUUGAGAGACGAGCGGGUGCUAUGAGUGAUUUGCAGUUCGAUUUCAUUCCGAGUGUGUGGGGCACAGCUUUAGAUAUUGUCGUUCACGAGCCGGCUGGUUUCCAAUUUGAGAACGCUCGUGUCAAUGCGCCGUGGAUCCGACAUGAGCUGACAUCGGGAAGCCGGCUGGUCCUGAUUGGUGGCACCCUAGUUCCUGGACAGCCAUCCCAACUCACUCUCUCCUUGGUUCGGCUGGGUGAUGGUGGUGGACCUACGAGGAUUAGCAUCCGCGCUUUUGCCGAUUCGCAGCUCUUGCAUCAAACAGCAAGGAGGAUCAACUUCCUACAGGGCUUCCGACUGCCAGGCGCAGUCAUGGCGGAAAACUUGCGCUUGUGGAGCGAGACAGUGGUGGACCAUUGGUCUGGCCAGCAAGCAGACUCCGUCAGCCCACUGCUGCCCUGCCACACGAACACGUUGGCUCGCUUCGAGAUAUUCAUUCGACUGAGCAAUAUCAUCUUGCAAGGAGAUGCGCUGAUCAUCACGAACAGCGUGCCGUUUGGACAAGCUCCUUGGGAACCAAGUACAGAGACUGAUUACGAAUCAACACUGGAGAUGUGCUUGGCUCAGCACGGAGGUGUAGCCGAAAAUGGCACAUGGAUUUGUGAUCGCGUUCAAGAAGUCAACGUCACUGGCCUGGCAGUAAUCCGAAACAGUGUGGGCAUUGUCAUCGGCAUGCGCUUGACGGUUGGCGCGAUGCGCGCAGAGCAUGUCCUCAGCCAGGCAUCUCUUGAUUUGGUGCAGAACGCCCUGAAACUGGAAGGAAAUCUCGGGUAUCGAGAGCUCGCUCUCGAGGCCAACAGGGACUACCGCCUGCGCAUCUGGCUGCGUGCGUCUCCAGCGCCGACUAUGUGGACCAUUCUUACUGAAGAUGUGCUCGGAUUUCUUUCCAACACGAAUGAUGGUCUGACUCCAGGAGCUGUUGCUGUUCCUGAAAUGGUCUUAACAGCGACUUCGAGCUUGACGCGCAUCCCACCGCAAUCUGCAGUUUACGUUCGCGUUCACAUUCGGACAGGGCCAUCCCAGGGGCCUUUCAGCAAACUACAGCUGCUUCUUCCGUAUGGCUUUGCCCCUUACGGUGCUUCGGCUUCUGGUACAUCUCGGCUGAUCGUCGGGCUGAACAUUGAGCAGGGUGAAGGCGUACUUGAUCAAGAUACCGGAAUGAUAUUCAAUUUGAGGAUAAUGACCCCGUCGAAUGACGUGCCCGAUCUGCGCUGGUUCGUUCUAGCCAAAGAGGUUCUUGUAGACGACGUCACCGGCAUCACAGCAGAGCCAAUUAAUGGGUGGGCUCAGACUGCUGGAUUCGGUGUUGCACCUUGUCCUGUGUCCCUCAUGUACGGUGCGAUUCCUACUGCAACCGGUUGGUUAGCAGUGUCUUUCUACGUCCCUGCAGUGGUUGCUGGCAGAUUUGCUUUGAUCACCGCCCCGGACACAUUUUUGGUGCAAUGUCCCAAGGUGGAAGAGACCGGCUUGGACCUUGCCUGCGAAGACUUCCGAGUCCGCGAAGCGUUUCCCCAAUUUCUGCAAUCUCUCCAACGUACGGUGAAUGUCACACUUGUGGGAGGAACUCAAGAAGGAGAUAAUGUGCUGUACAUGUUCCUCCUCAAUGUCUUGACGCCCGCAGAGCCGAACAUCUUUGACUUUUGGCAGAUCAGAGUCUUGGACAGUGGCUUUGCGGUGGUGGAUGCGGCCCUGGCCGUGCCGCAGCCUCGCUUUGUGCAAGACAUGGAAAUGGGCAAUCCGUCUCUGUCUUGGUUGCAGCCACCGCAAAUGGGGGAGGUCUCCAAUGUGCAAGUGGAAGUGAGUUUCCUUCGCCGGGUCAAGGGGGUCAAGGCCAUUUUAGUGUCCUUGCCCGAGAACUACCGUCACGACAUCCAGCACAAAAAUCAGCUGAGGAAUGUCAAUAAGCAGUUUCCGCUCACCAUCGAUACCGAAUGGCGGGUCUUUGACAACCUGAGGUACAUCAAGGUCCUUGUGGAAGUGACCGAGACAGGUGAGCCGCAGAUUAUCAUUGCUGGCACAUACCAGUGGCAGUUCCCAGUCAUGGUGCCUUUGAUCAGGCCAUUUGCAAGCGAAUGGUAUGUGAGUCUGUGUUCCGAACAGACUUGCACAGAGGUACGGGAUCCUGGAAUUAUGGUCUCCUUCCCUGUUCCCAACAAUGAACCGCAGCUGCCCGCGCGAGUGUUCCAGGUGGUGUCAACAACUGGGGCGAGCUUUCGCAAGUACCUCUCCCUGAGUGUGGCCAUUUUGUUUGUCCUUAUGCCGCAGAAGAUUGCGCUCUGA
This is a messenger RNA of Symbiodinium pilosum, 3948 nucleotides long. NCBI's taxonomy places the organism in Eukaryota, Dinophyceae, Suessiales, Symbiodiniaceae. The record is from the annotation of a GenBank genome assembly.